AAAAGAGAAGCAGGGAAAUCAGAAAGAGAGAGGGAGAGAGACAGAGAGGGGGGUUGUGAUAAACUCUGCUGUGAGCGCUCCUGUAAGCAGAGUGAGAGAGUGCAGCAGUACAAGAUCUGGAGAGAGUGAAAACACAACUGUGUUGAAACAAGCAAGCACAGAGUGAGCAAGACCUACCACAAAGUCUAGGCAGAUUUUGCACUAAGAGGUGAGUGUGCAUUUGUUUUUGUCACCCUGAUGAAUAAGGACUGGUGAGAUGUGUGCAAGUGGGUGCAUUUGAGGGUGUCAGACUGUGAUCGUCCUGUCAAGUGCUUCACUUCUUUGAAGUUGCUCCAAGGCAGCCGUGGAGGACCAAUUUUUCCCUGCAAGGUAAAAAGGCAAUAGAAGGCUAAAGGCUACGAAAAUUUCCAGUUCCCUCAGGACAUUUUUUCCCACCUCAGCUUCAAAAAGGAACCACAUGUGAAGACUGAUGGAGCAAGGGCUCAGAGCUUACCAGAGAAUAAACUCAACUGCAUCCCUGACCACAGAGACUCCACAGCAGACAGAGGUAAAGAACCAGAGAAAGAGCGAGGGAAUCUGAGAAAUCUCCAUCCACUCCCCCCUCCCCACCUUUCUUCAUCUGCCUGGACCUUCCUCAGUUGCCCUCUGGUACCCCCAACAGGGCAGGAAGCGUGAAAAAUCUCACUAAUGGGUUUAUUUGCCGUCAGCUCAGCCACGACCUGUCAUUUCCCAGGACCACUUCACUUGACACAUUUCAUAGUCGAGUAAGCUUUACUUUGUUUCUGCCAAAGGAGCCUGAGCCCUGGAAGAUCAAGACCAAGCUGAGGUAUCAGUCAGAUUGUUUCCCACAGGGAGGAGAAUCCCUUAAUCACGUUGCCUGUCUAUUGCUGUAUUUUCUUCCAGUGAGGUCAAGCAUAUGAUUUGAAGCCAAGGGACAUCUUGCUGUUGCUUUUUAUUUCUCAAAGCUGAGUGACCAAGAACUUCCUGCUGAGAGAACAGACAGUGUGAGCGAGUCUGCUUUCUGACCCAACAAAAGUUUUCUGGCUGGUUGACUGAAGAUGCGUUUCUGGCUGGUAGCUGUGGUGACGGCAGUGCUCUGGAGCCAGUGCAUCCUUCUAGGGUGGGCUGAGGGCAGGAAGGUGCGGAAGAGGCCGAAGGAGCUCACUCCACAGCACACCGAAGCAUUCAACAUCACCCUUUCCAACAGCGAGGAACUGGAUGGCAGCACAAAGGUCAGUGAGAACCAGAGAGUAGACCCUCUUGGAUCAUGGAUGGAUUUUGUGAAGAGACCUGUGGGCAACUUUCCCGGAAAAUGCAGAAAGCGAAAACGACCACUGCCUGGUCCCCCGGGCCCUCCUGGGCCUCCAGGCCCUCAGGGACCCCCAGGAUCCCCCGGGGCAGAGGUCACUCAAGAGGUCCUGCUGCAAGAGUUCAAAGAAAUGAUCAAAGAGGCCACAGAGAGGCGAGCAGCAGUGGACAGACCCAACGAGCCUAGUCAGCUGCCCACAGCUCUCAUUACCCUAGAGGGCAUGACCUCCUACAGGAGAAUUGAAGAAGCCUUCCACUGCAAACUCAGAGGUCCUGUAGUUGUGGACAAGAAGACUCUGGUAGAGCUCCAGAACUUUCAGACACCUCCUGCCAAAGGUGCCUUCCUCAGAGGGACGGGGAUGGAUCAGUCCACUGGCCGAUUUACAGCUCCCGUAACUGGAAUUUAUCAGUUCUCUGCCAAUGUUCAUAUUGACCACACUGAGGUGAAGAAAACUAAGAACGAGCUGAGAGCCAGAGACAAUAUCAGAGUUUUGAUCUGCAUUGAAUCACUGUGCCACAGAUAUACAUCCUUGGAAAUGAUUGUUGGCCUUGAGAGUAACAGCAAGAUAUUUACAGUGUAUGUCCAUGGACUGCUGGAACUUCAGGCUGGCCAGUACACCUCCAUAUUUGUGGACAAUGCAGCUGGAGCAUCCAUCACAAUACAGAAUGGUUCAGAUUUCAUGGGCAUGUUGUUGGGGGUAUAGCCUUGUUUUAUAGCCAGGUUAAAUCUGGCAGGCCACAUAAGACUGCACAUAGCUCCACGUUGGACUAUCACCCAGAACCAGAUUUCCUCAUAAGAUAUUAUUUGACUGCCACUAUGAAAGCUGUUGGCUGAUCCAUCUUCAUGGAAGAGACAUGGAUAUUGAAACCAACAAAGCAACUAAAGACAAAGACAGUUGGAUAUAAACUAAAAGACUUGACUGAGGACAGUCCAUAUCUGCCUUUCCCCUGUUCUGUCUACAGUGAGGUUCUUGCUUCUUCAGAAAAAUUAAACAUCUUUUCAAAUCCAAAAGCAAAAUCAUUGGUAUCUGUGUUCUUAUAGGAUGGCACCAACAGACCCUAUUUUGUGAUAUACACAGCAGAUGUAUAAAAAUAGAUUUUUGUACCUUGACAUUGAUGCAUAAUUGUGUUAUGUCAUCUUGCUCUUCAUAGUUAAUCAUGUUUAUAUACACAAUUUGUUUUCAACAAUGAGAGGUGUCUUAGAGUAUGUCCAAUACAAGAGCUAAUCUCUGGGUUUAUAUAUGGGCUUUAUGGGCUUUUGGAGGUAAAAAAUGCACACCUCCUCCUCUUGUGCAUACAUGACUGUAUUGUGUAUUUUUAAAUAUCACAAGCUAUACGUUUUAUUUACUAAGAAGCUCCAAAAAGCAUGUUUUAGGACCUUGAUCAUGGAUAAACAAUAGAUUUUCUAUUAUGCUUUGCCAAAAGAAGGAAAUAGCCAAAUAUAAAGAAAAGCAAAUCAUAGUGACUAUGAGUCUAUUUUUAUGUCCAAUCACUAACAGUCCCAGACAAUAGCGCUGAUCCAGUAGAGUGGGAGUGUGUACUUGGAAAGCAGCUGCCAUGAUCGAUUAUGCCUAUCAGAGUCCUGCUGAGUUCACGUCUUGUUUACUGCAAUGCCAAAUACGUCAUAAAUGAACUCUCUUUGUUUUUAACAUUUCCUUUGGAAGCAUUCUCCAAAUUCUCUCUCUUUAUGUAAGUGUAUUGCUCUGAUUUUUUUGCAUCUUUUUUGUGCAAAGGUUUAAUUCUUUUUGAUAAACUUUAGUAAAUACAGAAAUUAAGAUGCAAAUAUACAGUAUCAACACAUGUAAUUUGACAUACAAAUUAUUUAUGUUUACAUUAAAUGUAUCUGGCAAUUAAAAUAGAUGUUUUUUUAAAGUGGUUUCUAGGCUUCCAAUAGAUCCCAAUACAAGUGAAAGUAAUGUAAAUGAAGCAAAACCAUUUAAGCAUAUUUACUUUGCAAUAGCUUGUAUUGUGGUGUAAUGGAAAUCAAACUAUAUUCAGUAAAUGUAAAAUAUCUAUUCACCUGGGCAUACUUGCGGCUGACUUUAAAUGACUUUUAUGAGCUUUGAAAUCUUGCGAACAUUCUUAAUUCUCUGCUCAAUAAAGCAGGCGGGACAUGCUGCCAGUGCUUUUGAAAGUUCAUAGGCAGCACUGCAUACUAUAACUCAUGGAAAAUAUUCUUUACUGCAGUAGUGUGGAAAAUGCUUCUUUGCAUCAUUUGCAUUGUAAAUAAUCUAGGAUACCUCAAAUACCUUGACAAACAUUCACACAUCUGAAAGACCAAUGGUGGUAUGCCAUUUGUGUACACUAGAGAGUAAUCUCUGAAAUACAAUCAUUUAAGUGUCAUUUAAUCUUGUCAUCAAAUGUCAUUUAGAAUAUCCUAUGGAAAACAAGGCACUCACAGUUGCACAGAUACACAAUGUUUUUUUCUACAAGACCAGUGGUUUUUCAAGUCCCUGCGAGCCACUGUGCCUUCAAGCCUCAUCUUGAAUAAAUAGGAAAUGUUGCUGUUUUAGAGAACAAAACUUUUUAUUAGAAUGCUUUUUAAAUGAUUACUUUUGUUUUAUAUGUCCAGCUUGCCAUUUAAUUGAUCAGGUUCUGCUUUAAUACCAUUCUCAUCACAUCUCUCAAGAGCAAAAAUGGCACUCAAUUUAAGCCAAUACAAAGUAGUAUAAAGCUCUGUCGUUCCAUUGUCAAUGUGCAGUAAAACCAUCUGCAGUUACUGUUUAAUGAUACAAUUUGUUUUCUAUGGAGAUAGGCUUCUUAGAGUAAAGCUACACUAUUAAAAAAAGGGUAACCUGCAAUUGUAACCUUAAGUAUCUAUUUCUACUCUCAAAAUGUCCUUUGUUGGUGUAACUUAAUAAAGUCAGGUUGAUUCAGUUAUAUUAAAUAAUAUUUUUGACUUGAAUAAAACUAGUACAUUUAGAUGUAACCAUAUGAAGCACAUUUAAAAUUACCUGACAAUUUUUUUUUACAGUGUACAGGUUUAUGUGUGGGGCAUAAUGGUCUAAUACCUUUUGGAGCUGUAACCCAAAAUGCACACCUCCUCUUGAGCAUGAAUGUAUUGUGUAUUUUUAAAUAUCACAAGCUAGACAAUGUUUUCUUUUUGGCUCCAAAAAGCAUGUUGUAGUAGCCUGAUUAUCGAUAAUGAAUAGAUUUUCCAUUAUGUAUGGAAAAAAGAAGGAAACAGCCAAAUACAAGAAAGAAAAGAAAAUCAGUGACGACGACUCAGUUUUACAACAGCUUGACUUAGUUAAACGCUUAUUACGUGAAUAAUUUACACAUGAAAGACUUCAAACACUUGUGAC
Molecule: messenger RNA, 4613 nt
Organism: Myxocyprinus asiaticus (Chinese sucker)
Lineage: Eukaryota; Metazoa; Chordata; Actinopteri; Cypriniformes; Catostomidae
Gene: c1qtnf12
Product: C1q and TNF related 12
Exons: 8
Coding region: 1059-2012 (317 amino acids)
Molecular function (GO): hormone activity
Source: RefSeq, a predicted model, not a curated record